Molecule: messenger RNA, 333 nt
Organism: Rangifer tarandus platyrhynchus (Svalbard reindeer)
Lineage: Eukaryota; Metazoa; Chordata; Mammalia; Artiodactyla; Cervidae
Source: the annotation of a GenBank genome assembly
AUGAACAGCAAGGUCCCUUGUAAGCAGAGCUUCCCAGCUGUCAGAUCUCACCUCUCACUUGCUUUCUGGUGCUAUUGUUUGUCAGCUGGGUCUCUCCUUUGGCACCACAGGAGGCUGCAGUGUAGAGAAAGGAGGACUGGAACUGAGUUUCAAGGGAGAUAUGGAAAGGACAGUGAUAGAUGCAUCCUGUCCAAACUGAGUGAGGUUCCCUGUAUAUUCUGGAAAAGGCCUCGUGUGCAAGAGGGGAAUAUAGCCCCUAAGGCCCUAAAGAAGAAGUCCCCAGGUAUGAUGGAGCGAGCAUCCCCUUUAGCAGCUCCAGAUGGGACCCAGUGA